Messenger RNA from Entamoeba invadens IP1, 1014 nucleotides. RefSeq lists its product as hypothetical. The coding region runs from base 1 to 1014 and encodes 337 amino acids. The record is from RefSeq and is a predicted model, not a curated record. The transcript has a single exon. Lineage: Eukaryota; Evosea; Mastigamoebida; Endamoebidae.
AUGCAACCGAAUUUAAAACGCGAGAUCAAGUCUAUUGAAUAUUUAUUAAAUAAUUACAUUGCAUUUGAAGAGCGCCGCGGUGAAGUAUUUUUUUACCGCCCACUUGAUAAACCGAACCAUGGGACCAUUGAGUCUCACAUUCGUGCGACUGAUGAGAACUAUGAUAAGACGGUUGAGUUGAUUGAAGCGAAGAAAGAUUUACAAAUAGCCGUUCGCACGGUGAAAGAGGAGUUAGAAGGGCUAGUGAAGGUAUUAGGUUCUGAGAUUGAUCGUUUAGAAGCGGACAGUUACAAUGAGAAGUUAUAUGAGAUGUAUGAGCUUCGUGUAUCUCUUAUCGAGCAGUGGGCGACGUUCAAAUUGACAUCUCCUUACAUGCCCUAUGAAAAGGAGAGUAUUGAGAACCUCAAAGUGACUCGAAUUAAUAAAAUCCGGAACUCCUCCGAAUAUCUGAAGUGCAAGAAAUUGCACGAAGAGCACAUUAAAGUCCACGAAGACACUUAUCAAGGGCCUCGUGAAGUCUUAGAAAAGGAAAUUAGUGGGACUAUCACUGCAAUUGAGAGAGACGGCCUUACUCAGAUCAUUCAGAAAUCACUCACAAACGUCCUCUUCGACUCAGACAAGGACAACUGGAACAUCAACGUCUCCGUCUUCGACCAGAAAGUCCUUAACAAAGAAAAUCCGUGCUUUGUUAUCGAGGACAAAUGCGGAAAUAAAUUCGGCGUAUUGCUCACAGGAAAGUUCACAAAAGUCAACGAACCACAUCAGUUCGGAAGGUGGAUGUCCUUCUCCCUCGAAAAGGAAGGCGAACUCGAAAUGGUCAGAUUUGGAGUUCCAAACCAACCGCACACCGUGUUUAGUAAGGAAAAAGAAGAACUUGUCGUGUUUGGGAAUAACGAGAUCUGUUUGAAGAAAAGAAAUAUACUGUCGAAGUGUUUGAAUGAGUAUCGAUAUAUCACUGUAAAGGGUUCGCUGGCAUUUGUCAUUAAACGGUUGGUUGUGUACCAAUGGAAAUAA